UCGAAAUGCUUUGUUUACAUUUCACCAGCGCCAUUAUAAUUGUCGCUUUGACAUUUUCCGCCACCUUUUGCUUGACGAAUAAUCGAGUUGAGAACGCCACCGUUGGACCUUUCGCGGAAAAUCCACUUGGCCGUUCAGCUUACACACCUCCUUUGCCCCGAAACUGUGCCGAGGCACUAUCAGCCAUUGGUAGCAAAGCGGAGAGUGGCAUAUAUCAGAUAUACUUGGCCGAGUGGUUCAACCAUCCCUUUUACGUGUAUUGCUUGAAAGAUCCAAACGGUGGCGAUGCAUGGACGUUGAUACAGCGACGCCAGGAUGCAUUGGUGAAUUUUUAUCGCACUUGGCAUGACUACCAAACUGGCUUUGGUAAUUUGGAUGGCAAUUUCUUUAUUGGCUUAAAUAAGUUGCAUGCCUUGACACAAGUGGAGUUGCAGGAAUUGCGGAUUGAAAUGAAGGACUACGCGGGAACUCAGAUAUAUGCGAAAUACGAAAGUUUUGCUGUGGGCAACGAGGAGGAGAAGUAUGCAUUGAAUAUUUUAGGAAAAUAUUCCGGCACAGCUGGCGAGGCAUUACGUGGCUACCACGAUGGCCAAAAGUUUAGUACUUUUGAUCAGGAUAACGAUGAGGCUAAGGAGAAUUGCGCUGAGAUCUGGCAUGGUGCUUGGUGGUACAAGGAUUGCUGGUGGAGCAAUUUGAAUGGCUCCUACAAUAACACUUUAUUGUGGAACGGACGUUAUCCAAAUGGUAUGAAGUAUACACACAUGGCUAUAAGACCAAAGAAACGGUAGACAAGAAUUAAAUUAAUUAAAAUUAAAUGGAGAUGUAAUAAAUCUUUAUGGCGUGGGUAAAUAAAUACAUACAAGUAGA
Anastrepha obliqua is the source of this 867-nucleotide messenger RNA. Its product is annotated as ficolin-1-like. The transcript is spliced from 2 exons. Bases 6 to 788 code for a protein of 260 amino acids. The record is from RefSeq and is a predicted model, not a curated record. Lineage: Eukaryota; Metazoa; Arthropoda; Insecta; Diptera; Tephritidae.